This is a messenger RNA of Sphaerodactylus townsendi, 3513 nucleotides long. RefSeq names its product gastrin releasing peptide receptor (gene GRPR). The record is from RefSeq and is a predicted model, not a curated record. The coding region runs from base 474 to 1637 and encodes 387 amino acids. Gene Ontology annotation, cellular component: membrane. Gene Ontology annotation, molecular function: G protein-coupled peptide receptor activity. The transcript is spliced from 3 exons. Gene Ontology annotation, biological process: G protein-coupled receptor signaling pathway. NCBI's taxonomy places the organism in Eukaryota, Metazoa, Chordata, Lepidosauria, Squamata, Sphaerodactylidae.
GAGAGAGCUGACAUCCCAAAGAUCCUGCCUCUAGGACCGAGGCUCUUUACUUUUGCUGAAAACAGAGCUUAUUCCAAGUGCAGGAGCUGACAAUUGGAACAUAACCAGGAAAGGGUAGUGACUACUAGAAGUUCAUGCAUAAUGUGAUUCAUUUGUUUCAACCCUGAAAUCAUCAGUGUGCCAAACUUGGUACUGGACUACGGGCUUCAUCUCUCAGUUUGAUAGAUCAUAUCUACAAAGUGAAAAAAGUGCUUAUUUCCAAGCCUAAUAACUAAGCAAGAGACCUAAAUUUUGGAACUGGACUAACUGAAGCUUACUUGUGUGAAUGGGCUGGAUUUAUUUUGCAUGUGGCAUUUAUAUCAGACAUUCCACUUCUGUUCAUCACCUCCAAGAAGGAACAAAAUCAACUCAAGGAAAUUGAUGUGGAAAUUUUAAAUCACGCUGUCAUUAUCCAGUGACACUAAAAUCUGGCAAUGGCUUCUGAGGAAUGCAUUUUACUAGAAGUGGAAUUGGAUGACUUCAUUCUUUGUAACAGCUCUGCUGUUCAACACACAAAUCUCUCUCUCUUGAAUGAAGAUUUCUUUUACUAUAGAUUCUUGUAUGCAAUUCCGACGAUUUAUGGGAUCAUAAUUUUGAUUGGUCUUGUUGGCAACAUAACACUGAUAAAAAUCUUCUGUACAGUGAAAUCCAUGAGAAAUGUCCCCAACUUGUUCAUUUCCAGUUUGGCUAUUGGCGACUUGCUUCUCUUGCUCACUUGCGUACCUGUGGAUGCCAGCAGAUACCUGUCUCCUGAGUGGCUGUUUGGUCGGGUUGGAUGCAAACUGAUCCCUUUCAUUCAGCUCACUUCAGUGGGGGUGUCAGUCUUCACACUCAUGGCUCUGUCUGCAGACAGGUAUAAAGCCAUAGUGAGACCAAUGGACAUCCAAGCCUCUCAUCCUCUAUUGAAGAUUUGUUUGAAAGCUGUCAUGAUCUGGAUUUUAUCCAUGCUGCUGGCCAUUCCUGAAGCUGUAUUUUCAGACCUGCGCCUUUUGUAUGACAAGGGCACUAAUAGAACAUUCAUCAGUUGUACACCUUACCCACUUACCGAUGAGCUGCAUCCGAAAAUUCAAUCGAUGGCUUCCUUUCUGAUAUUUUACAUCAUUCCCCUCUCUGUUAUUUCAGUUUAUUAUUAUUUCAUUGCAAAAAAUCUGAUACGGAGUGCUUACAACCUACCAGUGGAAGGAAAUGUGCAUGUUAGAAAACAGAUGGAAUCCAGAAAACGUCUCGCCAAGACAGUGCUGGUUUUUGUUUGCAUCUUUGCUUUCUGUUGGCUUCCCAACCAUAUUAUCUAUUUAUAUCGGUCAUACCAUUAUUCAGAGGUGGACACUUCUGUUCUGCACUUCAUCACCUCUCUCUGUGCUCGAGUCCUGGCAUUUGCUAACUCUUGCAUUAACCCUUUUGCACUCUACCUGCUCAGCAAAAGUUUUAGGAAACAGUUCAAUCAUCAGCUGACAUGUUGCAAAGCCCGUGUUCUCAUUAGAUCCCAGAGCACGGUCAGAAGCACCACACGAAUGACGUCUCUCAAGAGCACCAACCAAUCAAUGGCUACUUUCAGUUUCAUCAAUGGCAACCACCACUGUCAUGAGGGCUAUGUAUAGCACACACUCAGAGACAUGUCCCUGGGCACAUGCCAGCUGGUCACGUGUGGGAGGGGGCAGAGAAUCGCCCCCAUACCCCCUCUCAGCCCCACCUCGCCAGGCUGUUCCUUCAGCCAGCAGAGCCUCUGUUGGCCAAAGGAGCAGCCUGGCCGGGUCACUGCCAGAUGUCCCUUUGCCCAGCCCUGCCAGGCUGCUCUUUCAGCCAGCAGAGCCUCUGGCAAGCCAAGGGGUGGCCCACAAUAGCCUCCCACAAGCUAAGGUAUGUGGUGUGCAGGGGGGUGAGGGCAAUGGGGGAGGGGGCGGCUGGAGCAGAUGUUGCCCCAGGCACCAUUUUCCCCUAACCUCUACACAAACUGCACACUGAAAGUUAUCAAAAUGUCUGCUUAGCCAUUGGUGUCUGCUUUAUUCCAGUACAGAACAAAUGUACAUACUCAGAGAUCUGGAUAGCAACCUGAGAACUUGGAGCAUGUGAGCAUGGUUUGAUACAGAAUUGAAGGGCUUCUCACAGCUGUGCAUGCUUUUAGAACCUUGUUUUUAAUAUGCUAAUUUACAAUAUGCUUUUUAACAUCCAUUCUCUAGAGGUGGGUGUUGAAGGCAUUCAGAAUAUAUGAAGUCAUUAUCUUGAGCUGGUUAUUUCACAAAAUCUUGUCAUAGCCUUGACAAGGUGGGUGGUUUAGAGGUGGGGAGGCUGCAGUAAGCCGCUUUUCCACAGAGUCCUUAGGGCUGUGCAAAAGCAGCCAUAGGAUCUGGUUUCAAGUCAUGCCCUGGGUCCUUCGCCUUUAAAAUCUUUCCCUGGGCACUGGCAGGGUGGAACACCAUAUCUUGCCUGCAUGUAUGUCUUUGUGAAAUACCUGCAUGAACUGGAAAGUGCUCGAGGUGAAUCAAGCCAAUAUAAUCGUGCAGCAUUGAAGUGUGUAUCCAUACACACAGAAAGCUAACAUGGCCAUUUUCAAAAGAUCAGUAUAUGUGCUUUUCUGCCUUUGGUCAAAAUCUUUGAAAUCUUUGGACAACAUUUUCAGUCAAUUUAUUUUUUAAAAGUAAACUUAGUUCUGACUGAUAAAAUAAUGGUCCUUUCCCAAUGACCAAUCUAGAUAAAACAUUUGGUUCCAUUGAUGUAGGACAGCAGUCCUACCCCUGCUUACUAUAGAACAUUCAAACUCAGUGGUGGCUUACUUCUGAGUAAACUUGCUCUGAAUUGUGCUGUAUAUCUAUUACAUGAACCCAUAGGAGACUUUACUGAAUUUGUUUUUAAAAGUUCAAGGCGGACACUCUUUCAACUUGUCAGGAAUCUUAAUGGUGUGUUUUUUUCAGUACAGUGUUAAUUCACAUUGUGAAAAGAUGUGAAGAAAGUUGAUGUUUACUGGGGUUUGGUAACUCCAUCCCAUCUGAAAUAAGCAGUAUGUUGUAAACGAUCUAAAUGUGAAAGUGAUGCCAUUUUAAUAAAUGUGAGGUUAAGUUGUGCAUUUUGCCAUAUUUUAGAAGAUAAAGUGCAGCUCUUUUAAAAUGUUACUAAAUGUUCCUAUUGUUCCCUUCAGGGUAUAUGUAAAUGGACGACAAAAUACACCAUGCAGAGCUUGAGACGUUUCAGCUUGAGAAACAAAUAUAAACUGAAACACAGAAUUCUUAUUGUGCUUUUCAGAGAUGUAAUGUAGUUAUAAUGUGUGCUGAUAGCUAUUAAAACCUCAACCUUUAUAUUGCCUGCACAGUAAAUUGAGUUAAUCCAUUAGAUUACCUGAAAUGUUAUAUCACAUUAAUGGGUCAACACACUGAAAUUAGAAAUUCUUUCUUUUCCAGUGUGCAGAUGUUUUUAGGAAAGUGAAUUCAUAUAAAAUAGAGAUGAGAAAAAUGAAGUAAGCUAUUUUGGGAUACAAAUUAA